This is a messenger RNA of Rotaria sordida, 1116 nucleotides long. The record is from the annotation of a GenBank genome assembly. NCBI's taxonomy places the organism in Eukaryota, Metazoa, Rotifera, Eurotatoria, Philodinida, Philodinidae.
AUGCCUCUUACUUUAAGUGAUAUUGAUUUACCACCGGCUGUUGAAGGAAAACUUUAUCGAGCUUAUGGUGCUAAUUGUUCGUUACAAAGUUUUCUGAAAUUGGAUCCAGAUCAAGUGAUUCGUACAACUCGAAUGACAAUACCAGAAAUUGAUAUUGCAUUAAAAUGUGUUUCGAAUACAUUUUAUCCUUUUACAAGACGACAAAUGUCGGUUUGGCAAAUGAUUGAAAAUGAACGUGAUUUGAUAACAACAUUUUCAACAGGUUGUCCAAUCAUUGAUAAAACACUCGAUGGUGGAAUUCGUCUUGGUCAAAUAACUGAAGUGUACGGUGAAAGUGGAUGUGGAAAGACUCAAUUUUGUAUUCAAAUGUCUCUAGAAGUUCAACGAACAUUUCGAGCUCAAGGACAAGAAGCCAAGGUAGUCUAUAUCAAUACAGAAUCUCAAAUUGAAAAAAUUGAUAAACGAUUAAGACAUAUUUCUUAUUAUCGUGCAAAAACUGAUAAACCAUUUAAUAUAGCUGAUGCUCGAUGUUUACAACAAAAAUUUUUUGAUAAUAUUUAUAUUGAUAUUAUUCGACAUUAUCAUCAUUUAGAAAUGACACUUAUUGAUCGACUACCUCUUUUACUUAGUCGUGAACCAAAUAUUCGAUUAAUUAUUAUUGAUUCAUUAGCUGCUCUUUUCCGUUCUGAAGAUAUUUUAUUUGAACAUCAUAAAAAAGCAACUACUCUACAAUACUUUGGAUUUGCAAUGCAUACACUUUGUCAUCGAUAUAAUCUUGCUAUUGUGUGUGUUAAUCAAGUACAAACUCAAUUUAGUCAAAAAUCUGAUUGUUCUUUAUUUCCUCAAUCGAUGACAUUAGGUCCAGCAUUAGGUCUUACUUGGGCAUUUCUUGUUCAUUGUCGUAUAAAAUUAAGUAAAACUGAAAAGAUUGAAGAACAUCAUCCAGAUUCUCAACAAUCACAAAUUGUCUUUGAUGAACGAAAAGCAACAACAAGUAUUAAAACCAAUGUAGUUCAUUUACGUUCAUUAUCAAUUGAUUAUUGUUAUCAUAUAUCAAAAAUGAAUCGAUGUAAUUAUUUUAUUGUGGAUAAAGGUGUAUUCGGUAGUCAAAAUUGA